AUGAAUACUAACAAUGCAACAUUCUGUCCGUUCCCAUUUGCAAGCCUGAAGCCUUUUGAAAAUUACAGCCAUGAUCGGGUUGACAUCUGUUGGAAUCUCCCAAAAAGUAAAAUCUACUGGUCUUGCAAUGUAUUGAUCUUGCUUCCUUUGUAUCAAUUUUUCUUACAUGAUUGUCAGGCACUAUUCAACAUGACCCACUCUCUAAUGUCAGAACAAAUCAGCAACCAAAAGCCAACAAACGGAUUUUCCAGACGAAGGCGAGGAUCCGACUUGUCCCCGUCAAAGAAUUGA
Molecule: messenger RNA, 291 nt
Organism: Cylindrotheca closterium
Lineage: Eukaryota; Bacillariophyta; Bacillariophyceae; Bacillariales; Bacillariaceae
Source: the annotation of a GenBank genome assembly